Messenger RNA from Onthophagus taurus, 4103 nucleotides. RefSeq names its product cilia- and flagella-associated protein 61-like. The record is from RefSeq and is a predicted model, not a curated record. NCBI's taxonomy places the organism in Eukaryota, Metazoa, Arthropoda, Insecta, Coleoptera, Scarabaeidae.
AUGACAUGAUAUAAUUAUUUCCCCUUUUCUUUUUUAUGUUUAAGGGUUGGUUUUUUUUUUGUAUUACAAAUUUUUUUGGACCAUCCAAUGUGAAUUAACCAUCCCAAGUUUUUUUUUGUGUAAGGGGACAACUUAAUUAAUUUUUCUUGAGUGGAUUUUAACGGAAAAAUUUUCUAUAUCACCCACUAUGUACCAAGAAGUGCAACGAUCUCGCAGUGGAUCUUAUUUUGUAAAUCCACCGCCUAAGAACGCCGACAAACGAAUUGGAACCCACAAAAUAAGACCCAUGGAUUAUGUGGAUAUACAAAACGUAAAACUUCUUGCUGGAUUUUUCGGAAUGGCUCAAGCUAAAAUGUUAUAUGGUAACUUUGAUAUCGAACAAUUAUGGUCAAAAUCGUACAUUUCUAUUUUAUUGGAAUGUAAUAAUACAGUUGUAGCGACAAUGAUGUUGAACAAUUAUCCAAACAUUCCGAGUAUUCCAACUUCUUCUUGGGAAACCUGGUUAAAACGAAAUUACGAGGUUACUUUUUUAUCACCGGAAAAUACUUUGUGGAUACAUUUAUUUCUGUUUAAAAUUGAUAUGAGACGCGAUAUAACCGAUGCGUUUAUAAAAUACGUUUUUAAAAAAUACGUACAUGUUAAAUUCAUGGUUAUGGUUAUUCCACCGUUUUUAGCUCAAUUCGAAUGGAUAGCUGAAUUUGGAACGAUGAUAUCUUGUCCAUUAAUGGAUAGGCCGCGACGAACCCAAAGACUUUUAUUACUUAGAAGAACAAAUUUUGUUUCUUCGUAUACAACGAGAAAAGCUGUUGAAGGCGAUAACGAUGACAUCGUUGCUUUACUACACAAAACUUGUCCUAGUUUAAAAGAAUUGUACGGAAAACAUUAUAUUGCCGGAAUUUUAAGCAGCGGUAAUAAUACAAGAGAAAUUAUCGUCGCCGAAUAUAACAAGGCCAUUGUUGCUGUUAUGAUUGUUAAUAGUAAUGUUAAUUACUCCAUGUUAAACUUGGGAUUUCAUUUAGAAAUGUUAUCUGGUUUAAAAAAAGUUAGUUCUGAUGCAGCGCUUGUCAGCGACGUCCACAAAAUAGAUUCUGCUUUGUCUAAAGUAAGAAGCUUAUCAGACUUUACAAUACGCACAAUCCCCAGUGGAUUAUUAUCAGGAGCAGUAUCUAAACACGUAAAACAUGAUGAAAGCGAAGAUAAUAUUUCACUUAUCCUUAGCGACGCUGAUUUUGACAUUGAUCUUGAUAUUGAUCAACAAUCGGUUGAUAGUCUUGUAGAUCUAGACGCGGUUAUCGAUGAAAAAUCAGAAGAUUCCUUGCUUAUUGGUCAUCUAGAGCUUAAUAUGAGCUGUGUUGUUUUAUCGUACACAAGUAAAGAAAUUCAAAAAUUAUUGGAAGCACGAAGAAUUGCUUCAGGAAAAUAUAAUGAAUUAUCCAAAUUAAAAUCAAGCACCCAUUUGAAACUAGUAGACGGAGAUCCAAACGCCUAUUCCAUCGAAAUUAUCGCCGUCGCAAAAACACACGCCUUUGCAGUAACUUUAUUAUUUUUGGCUUCUUACGAAUGUUUUCCAGAUUUCGAUUAUUGUUUACUUAGUUUACCUUGUAACGAACCGACCCCACCGAUUUUAAAAAAAUUUAUACGCGCCCACACAAGAAGAGAUGUAACAAUGCCCGACGAACUAUACGUUAGUCAUAAACUUUCAGUGAUGGGACGAUUUUCAGCUAGAGAAGCUUAUUCUGCGGAUUCGUCUUUUAUUUACGAAUUGAUGGGUUCUCAUAAAUCAGCAAAGUUAGCCGAUUUAUUUUCAAAAUCGAUACAUGCCCAACAUACGUCGUUAAGAACUUACGUAUUUCUUUGUAAUUCGAGAAUUAUAGGAUUUUCCAUUUUAAAUCAAGAAUACGAUAUUGAAUACAUUCGUACACAUUUUUAUUGCAAAGAAUCUUUAGCAGAUAUGCAAUUGGGAAGUAUGGAUUACGGUCAUAUUUUGUAUUUUACUAUUUUACCAAUAUUCGAGAAAACGGCCUUAUUCUUUUUACAAGAACUUCAUCGAUUAAGCGAAUACUCCAAAUUAUUUUAUACUUUAGAUCCUCAACCGAAAUUCGUUCCGUGUAUAAUUGCUGAAAUGACAUUAGUUUUACCGAUUCAAAUCGGCGAAUUAAAAGUAAACAAAGAGUCUUAUUACGAAAUCCCCGCAUCUUUAAAAGAAUGCAGACCCGUUGCAACCUUAUUCAUUUCAACACCUUCGUUGUGUGGCCGACCAAAAUUUGAAAUCAACACGCGAAUUGUUGUUGUGGGAGCUAGCGAUGUUGGAUUAUCAUUUAUAAUCGCACUUUUAAUAAAAAGUAAUACCGGAAAACAAUUAAUUUACAAUAAUAUAACUGUCGUUUCCGCUCACGGAGUUAAUCGCAGCCACACCUUAACCAGGUUUAUUCCAAUAUCGAGUAAUAUUAAUAAAUGGACGUUAGAUAUGCACGGAUUAAGCGCUUAUGUCGAUAUCGUUGAAGGUAUUAUGACCGGGAUAAAUCGGGCUGAGAAAACGAUAACCGUUUCAAAUAAUAAAAUUUGUUACGAUAUUUUAAUUUUAACUUGCGGGGUACAAUUCCAAAUUCCAAAACGAGUUUUGGAGGCAAGAAAGAAGCGAAUUGAAUAUCCCGAAAACGUUUUCAUUAUAAAUACAGAGGUUGAUGCGUCGUUAUGUUUGGAACGUUUACAAAAAGCUUGGUCGCGAAAUCAAAGCAACGUUAUCGUUUAUGGACAUUCUUUAAAUGCGUUUUGUUGCAUUUCAACGUUGCUUUAUAUGGGUUUACCUGAAAAUUAUUUAGUUUUUGUCGAUCACGUUCCUGCUCAUGAGUACCACCAAUCUGGACGAAUUCCAAUUUUUAAGGAUCAUGCCAUCGAAGAAGCCGUUCUCGCCGGAUUAAAACAACGCGGAGUGCGUAUGUACCGUGGUUAUUUAUACACUUGGGAUUACGAUGAAUUGGAUCGAAUAAAAUCGGUUACUUUUGAAUGUAGCAAUGGUACUAGAAGAAUCACUUUGGACUGUCUUGCGCUUUUCGUAUACGAAAAGAAAUACAUUUGCCAAACAUCUUUGCAAGCGUUUCAAAACGCCGGAUUAGUUUUUGAUGGGGCUUUAGUGAUAACUCCUAAUUUUCAGACGAACGAUCCUUUUAUUUUCGCUGCUGGAACGUGUACUAAAUAUCAUAAAAGAUAUCAUGCAGAAACUAACUGUCAUAAAUUUUAUAACCAAGGCGAAAUUGGUCGGGUUUUAGCUAAUAUGAUAGCUGAUUAUCUUGUUACUGGGAAAUUGAAUGAUCCUUUUAAAAUUUAUCGGUGUGAUUCGGAAAAACACGAUUAUUAUGUACCCGAAUAUGUUGAGCCCGUUUAUGUUAAUUGCAUUUUACCAGGUGGAGUUAAUUAUUUAUGUGUUAGAAAUCCUGGGUAUUUAUCUCAUUGCGGUAUUUAUAAUCAGGGUGAACUAAUUUCAACUGGAUGUCCACAUAACCUCGAUGGUACAGGUUAUUGUCGCCUACACAUUAAUUCAUAUGGUAUUAUUGAUGAAAUAUCUUGUUUAUCAAAGGAGCCGAUUUCAGUUUUAAAUUUCUUAAACGUUUGGGGAAAACACAACGUUUUGUUUAAAAAGUUAGUGACGCGCUAUAAAGUGGGCGAAAUAAACAAUUUUUUGGCUUACUUUAAUGGAGAUGAAUUUUCGGCGAUUUACAACUAUAUGUUUCCACAUUUAUGGGAUAAUCUGACGAGAAUGUUGAUAUCUAGACCGCCUGAUAAGUAUAAAAAAUGUUUAAUCGAUGAUAUUAUUCAUAUCUACAAAAUGAAUAAUGAAAAAAAGUUUAAAAAGAUCCAUCACCAAUUAAUUAAAGCUUUAUUCUCCGGAAGUGUUUACGAAGAAAAUGUGGUAAAGAUGACUUUGAAUUUCUUGGAGGAACAGAUAUUUUCUCUUCCAAUGUACACUCAUCCUUUAACAAUACCGAUUAUUAUUGCUGGUUACACUGAUAGUAACUUAUUUCGAGAAGAAACGGGAAUUUCGGGGUUAAGUAAGAAGAAGAGGAAAAUUAAUUAAAAAUUUUAAUAAAACUCAUAAAAAUCUA